UCCUUACUAAAUGACAACUGACAUUGACAAGGGCUAUUUAUAAUUUUUAUAAUCCAAUUAGUAAAAAAUAAUCAAAACACUAAACAUUUCCAAAUAGUGUUGUUAUUUUUAGUGUUAAAUAAUGGCAGAUGACUUAGAAAAUAUACCUUCAAUUACUGUGAAAGAGCCGUUGGAUUUAGUUCGACUAAGUUUAGACGAAAGAAUAUAUGUUAAAAUGCGAAACGAUCGAGAACUGAAAGGUAGACUUCACGCUUAUGACCAACAUAUGAACAUGGUUCUGAGUGAUGCUGAAGAAACUAUAACUACUGUUGAAAUUGAUGAAGAAACUUAUGAAGAAGUAUAUAGAACUACUAAAAGAAAUAUUCCGAUGCUUUUUGUAAGAGGUGAUGGUGUGAUAUUAGUUUCACCUCCUAUGAGGACAUCUUAAUUAUUUCAAUUUUCUGAUAUAUAAAAAUUAUAAAUUAGUUUCUAACUUUAAUAUAAAAUUAAGAAAUAUGAAAA
Messenger RNA from Diorhabda carinulata, 501 nucleotides. RefSeq names its product U6 snRNA-associated Sm-like protein LSm3 (gene LSm3). NCBI's taxonomy places the organism in Eukaryota, Metazoa, Arthropoda, Insecta, Coleoptera, Chrysomelidae. Bases 122 to 427 code for a protein of 101 amino acids. The transcript is spliced from 3 exons. The record is from RefSeq and is a predicted model, not a curated record. Gene Ontology annotation, molecular function: RNA binding. Gene Ontology annotation, biological process: P-body assembly; mRNA splicing, via spliceosome. Gene Ontology annotation, cellular component: P-body; precatalytic spliceosome; Lsm1-7-Pat1 complex.